GAGAGCAGAUCUGUAUUCGCGGGGAUCAGCCUUGUCACGCGCUCGCAGAACUUCUCGAGCUCUCGCACGCCGACAUCUCGCGUCGACGUAACGCUGCCCAGCAGCCGGACCGCAUCCCACAUGCUCACCACCGCUCGCGCUACCCCACCUGCAAGCCGUGGGAAUCGCACAGCGACGAUUGUCUCAAGCUCGGCGAUACUCGGCGCCGGGAGCAUGACCUCUGCAAACUUGUGCGCGCCAAAAAAGGUCGCCGGCCCGGAUCCGGAACGUGUCGCAAACAGCGCGAACCCGUCCGCGGCAAGAACUCGUUCACGGCCUGGCACGACCACCGACGCCCGCUGGCCGAUCCAUUUGCUCGUGCCGAGAGACUCGACGAGGGGCUUGAGCACACCCAGCACUUCGGAUGUCGCCCGGUCGAUGUCCUCGAGAACGAUCCAUUUCCCUUGUCGCAUGGCACGGACCAGCGCGCCAUCGCGCCAUUCGAAUGUCCCCGGCUGCGUCGGCGAUGACAUGUACGACCCCAGCAGCGACCGCGCGUCCAAAGACGUGUCGGAGAGAUGGAUAGGUAUCAGCGUCGUGUGAAGCAGCAAGGACAGAUGGGUCAGCAGCAAAGAUUUGCCAGACGAAGCGACCGUAGGACCGUGGAUGUAGUGGCUGUCGGGACCAGUGCAGACGGCGGCGAAGGCAUGGAAUUGGGUCGCAACAGUAAUAUGCCAGAUACAUUAGUUAUGCGGGGGCUGAUCGCGAGUAUCAGUAUAUGCAAGUCGAGAUUCAAGGAGUUCGGUCCUUACCUGAGCGGAAUCUCCUCGUGAUCAUGGUCGAACUCUGUUGCAUCCCAUUUCCGCAACUCGUAGAGGCGCUGGGCCUCGAACACAGGCAUGAGCCAC
Messenger RNA from Mycena citricolor, 887 nucleotides. Lineage: Eukaryota; Fungi; Basidiomycota; Agaricomycetes; Agaricales; Mycenaceae. The record is from the annotation of a GenBank genome assembly.